Molecule: messenger RNA, 4845 nt
Organism: Diabrotica balteata
Lineage: Eukaryota; Metazoa; Arthropoda; Insecta; Coleoptera; Chrysomelidae
Source: the annotation of a GenBank genome assembly
AUGACAGAUUGGUUAACUGCUCAAAAUAUAAAUUUUGUUCCCGAACGCGACAACCCUCCAAAUGUGCCUCAGGCGAGGCUUAUAGAAGAGUUUUGGGCUAUUUUGAGUCAAAUGGUGUAUUAUAAUGGCUGGAAAGCCCAAAAUGAGGAUCGGCUAAGGCGAAGAAUUUUGCAAAAAUUUCGUGAGAUCGACUUAGAACCAGUCCAAAGGCUUAUUGCAGAUGCAAGACCAAAUUUAUUUAAUGAAAUAUUAAAUGAAGAUGCGCAUAUAUACCAAACAUUUCAGUGUUCACUUAGAACUUGCACCAAGAAAAGCCCCACUCCAAAGUCCUUAAAUUUUUUUAAGGGUGUUGACUUUGAGAGUUUACCGCCAGUACAAGCAUUGUGGUACUUUUAUCCACCUUUCGUUAUUAACCCAGAAGAAGGUAUCCACAUCGAGAUAAUAAAUAUGAUUGUUACAAACAUAAAAUUAAAAAUAAAUUUGUUAUUUUCUACUGCAUACAAAAGUAAAAUGGUAGAUAUAAUGACAAAUGACAAGUCUACUCAGCUGAUAACUUCUAGGAAAGAUGCUUUAAAGCAUUCAUUUAAAUUUGGUGCACCUAGUCAAUUUUCUCUGCAACUAAUGAAACAUUCGUACGACCCUUUAGAUGUUGCUCUUGUCCAAACGGGUUUGGUAAUCGACUGUGGGAGUGCUAAGGAAUGUCUCGAUCGUAUUGCCUUUCAAAAGGAUAUAAUGACAAUAAAAUUAUUGAUGCCUUUGCAAUCGCUAAUACCUAAGAUGUAUCUGGAUUCUAAUGGACGAUCUUUGUUUUACAUCACCGACACGGAUAAACACCAUUAUCAAUUUAGUAUCUACUUUCAGAAAGGACAUCAUUUAUAUGAUAUAUUUAAUACUAAACUUAUGGGUCUAAAAGACAGUGGAAUUGUGGAUUUUCUGUACAAAAAAUACAAGCGAAACUAUACCAAAGCUAUGACUCUUGCUAAUUUGUUAUUUUCUACUGCAUACAAAAGUAAAAUGGUAGAUAUAAUGACAAAUGACAAGUCUACUCAGCUGAUAACUUCUAGGAAAGAUGCUUUAAAGCAUUCGUUUAAAUUUGGUGUACCUGGACAAUUUCCUCUACAACUAAUGAAACAUUCAUACGAUCCUCUGGAUGUUGCUCUAGUAAAGAAGAAUUUGGUAAUCGACUGUGGGAGUGCUAAGGAAUGUCUCGAUCGUAUUGCCUUUCAAAAGGAUAUAAUGACAAUGCAUUUAUUGAUGCCUUUGCAAUCGCUAAUACCUAAGAUUUUGCUAUUUUCUACUGCAUACAAGAGUAAAAUGGUAGAUAUAAUGACAAAUGACAAGUCUACUCAGCUGAUAACUUCUAAGGAAGAUGCUAUAAAGCAUUCAUUUAAGUUUGGUGUGCCUGGCCAAUUUGCUAUUCAACUAAUGAAACGGUCACACGAUCCUUUAGAUAUUGCUCUAUUCCAAAAGGGUCUGAUAAUCGACUGUGGAAGUUUAGUCGAAUGUCUCGAUCGGGUUGCGUUUCAAAAAGAUAUGAUGACAAUGAGAUUAUUGAUGCCUAUGCAAUCGCUAUUACCUAGGAUGUAUCUAGAUUCUAAUGGACGAUCUUUGUUCUACGUCACCGACACGGUUAAUAUCCGUUUUCAUUUUAGUAUCUACUUUCAGAAAGGACAUCAUUUAUAUGAUAUAUUUAAUACUAAACUUAUGGGUCUAAAAGAUAGUGGAAUUGUGGAUUUUCUGUACAAAAAAUACAAACGAAACUAUACCAAAGCUAUGACUCUCGCUAAGAUAGAAAAGGUAAGUGUUCAGUUAAUCUUAGCAAAAAUGUUUGUCUGUGAUUGUGCUAAUUUGUAUUCAAAUUGGACAAAUAUUUCCAGUUUAGAAAAAUGUGUCAGUUAUAUUCUAAAAUCUACUGUAGAUCACAAAGACAUUGUUUAUUUGGUAAAUACUGAUUUAAAAAUUUCACAUCCUGCUAUAUACAUUAAUACAGAAUACGAGGUAAAUCUGAUACUUCAACAAGAACCUACUGUAUACAUUUUGACAGGAAACAUUGAUGGGGUAAUUACUCAAUUGUUUAAUAAUAGCUUACUAAAUCCUAGAGCUAAGUUUAUACUAGUUCAAAGCACUAUUAAUAAUAAAACAGAUAUAUUUAACCAUUAUUUUCUUCGUCAAGUUCUCAUUAUAGAAUAUAAGAUGGAAGAACGUGAUUAUCAAUUGUUUAAAUGUACCGCCGAAUCGUGCUAUGUAACAGAAGAUUCCUGUUACAAAACGUACAUCAAUGGUACUAUAUUUGACAUCAGUCAACAAGGCGUAUGGGAUAAACUGGAUGUGGUGUGGACACUUCAUGCUCCUUAUAUUAUAACUCCAACAACCGGUGUCCACAUGAAAAUUAUAAACCUAAUUGCUACACAUAUGAACUUAAAACUGAAUUAUAUUCAUACGCCUUAUCCCGUCGUUCCUUUGGCGAUAGAUCCAUUAUUUAGAAGAAACGAGUACGACAUGUGUUCUAUACAAUUUACUAAUUUAACAAAACAGUUUGAUAAAACUAUUGACGUCACAGAAGAUAUGACAGUGUAUAUUAUACCGAGGAUUAUUGUUACCAAAGAAUUGAAGAUGUUUUAUUUGGAAUUCGAAACCUUGAUAUGGUACCACUUCUUGAUAUUAAUUUUAAUUUUGUUUGUAUUAUUCAAAAUAAUUAAUGCGUUAAUUCCUAAAACUGAUGUAAUAUCUGCAUUUGACGUUAUUCUAGGAGUUCUGCUUGAAGGAGUAACAAGUAUGAAUGCGAGAAUUUUUUCACUGAAGAUAUUGCUGAUAAACUAUAUUUUAUUUUGUCUAUUAUUUUCUACUGCAUACAAAAGCAAGAUGUUCGAUGUAAUGAAAACGGAUCUAUCAUCUCAACUGAUCUCUACAACAGAAGACUUACUGAAGUAUGAAUUUAAGGUAGCUUUACCGACUGAGUAUGUAAAAUUGUUUAAAAUGUCCCAAGACCCUUUUGAUACUAUAAUUGUGGCCAAUAAUCGGAUUGUAAACUGUUUAAACUUCACUAUAUGCCUCAACAGAGUAGCAUUUCAAAAGGACGUUGUCACUACCCGUUUGCUGCGUCCCACACAAGCCCUUAUUCCUCAGUAUUAUUUGGAUUCAGAAGGCAGGUCCCUUCUUUACAUUAUUAAGAGGCCUUUCAGCGUUCCCUAUUAUUUUAGCCUGCUUUUUCGAAAAGGGCAUCCCUUGUUUGAAGAGUUUAAUAAAAAUAUCUUUUUACUUAAACAAGCUGGGUUUGUUGACUAUUUGAUCCAAAAUCAGCAACGGUCUUAUGAAAAAGCUAUAGCACUUGCCAAUAUAAAAAGCUCAUUUAGAUAUUCUGCUUUGAAUUUAAAAAUUUUGCAAUCUACUUUUUUCGUGUAUUUUUUAGGAAAUGUAACUAAAAUUUUGCCUUUACUAAACGAAUUGUCCGUCCUCAAUAGUAGGGGAUUAUUUAUUAUUAUAUGUACCGCAAUUAAUCACGACGAAAAGUAUAUUUUAGACAAAUAUUUUAUACAAAAAGUUUAUAUUAUCGUUAAAAAUGAAGAUGCAAAUAUGUAUGAAGUGUUUCAGUGUUCAUUUAGACGUUGCCUUAAUAAAAACAUCAUUCGAUCCUGCUUAGGGUUUUUAAAGAAUAUUAAGUUUCAGAAUUUACCGGCAGUGCAAGCUUUGUGGUCCUUUUAUCCACCUUUCGUUAUUAACUCAGAGGAGGGAAUUCACAUUGAGCUCAUCAAUAUAAUUGCUUCAACCGUAAAAUUAAAAAUAAACUACACAAUCUCCCUUCAUGUAGCCAAUCCUUUUGAAAUUGAUCCAGAAUUUUGUAAAGGAUCUUACGAUAUAUUUAUUAACGCUAUCGUUUUUCCUUCUCCGUUAUUUGAUAAUACCUAUACUUUUACAGAAGAUGUAACCGUUAUGGUAUUCCCGGUUAUUAAUGUUAAUAAUAAUUGGAAACUGUUUUAUGGAGAGUUCCAUUUAUGUGUAUGGGGAUGCUUUUUGGGAUUGAUUCUUUUACUCUGUGUAAUUUUUAAAAUGUUUUCUGCAUUUACCAAUAAAAUAUCAAUACUUAAUAUUAUAGUAGGAGGUCUUCUAGGAGUUACUCAAAUUAGUACCAGAAAAGUGUCGAUGAGAAUUCUAAUAUUAAAUUACUCAAUUUUUGGUCUGUUAUUUACUACUGUAUACAAAAGUAAAAUGGUAGAUAUAAUGAGAAGCGAUCAGUCUACCCAGCUCCUAACUUCAAAGAAGGAUGCUUUAAAGUAUUUAUUUAAAUUUGGUGCACCCGGCCAAUCUUCUAUAGAUCUAAUGAAAUAUUCACAAAAUCCUGUUGAUGUCGCUCUACUACAAAAAGAUUUAAUAAUCAACUGUGUUACUUCAGUUGAAUGUGUCAAUCGUACUGCCUUUCAAAAGGAUAUUAUGUCAAUGAAAUUAUUAAAGCCGUUGCAGUCACUAUUACCCACGCUGUAUCUGGAUUCUAAUGGAAGAUCCUUAUUAUACGUAUCCAAUAUGUUUGAAUAUCAUUUUUAUUUUAGUAUUUAUUUUAAGAAAAGUCAUUAUUUAUUUAAUAUAUUUAAUACUAGACUCAUGAAUCUUAAAGAUAAUGGAGUUGUGGAUUAUUUGUACAAAAAAUAUAAGCGCAACUAUACCAAAGCUAUGACUCUCGCUAAGUUAAAAAACGUUAAAGGAUAUUCAAAUUUAACCUUAAAGACAUUUCAAACUACGUUUUAUGCUUAUAUUAUUUUUGUAAUUUUUAGCCUUUUCGUUUUUACUGUAGAAAUAUUUCUUGGGUAUAAAAGCACUAAAAAGCUCAUCUGUAUACAUGCAUUUUUAUAG